This is a messenger RNA of Lingula anatina, 1503 nucleotides long. RefSeq lists its product as uncharacterized. Gene Ontology annotation, molecular function: protein binding. Lineage: Eukaryota; Metazoa; Brachiopoda; Lingulata; Lingulida; Lingulidae. The record is from RefSeq and is a predicted model, not a curated record.
UGAUUCCAAAAGGUCGCAGGUGUCGUGAGAGAGAUGGUACAGUAACUACACCUGUUAGAAGAGCCGUGUAUCUACAACCAAGGAGGGAUCCACUGAUAAGAAAUACAGUGCCAUAUUGUGAGUGCACUUCACAGUAAAGGGAAUCAUACUUUUCUUUACUUAUACCUUUACUUAAAGACAGACGCUAACAAAAUGGCAGCUUCAUGGUAUCUGGUUCUGGUGGUAUCCUUGGCGGGAGUCAUGUUGGCUAACUCUCAGUCCACUGACACUGAGAAGUGUACCUACGGAGGUCGGGAGUACGUUCAGGGGGAACAAUGGGUUGCAGAUGGGUGUGGUCUUACGUGUUACUGUUCCUCGGCAGCCCUCAACGCCAGUUUCUGCUUCGAUAAAUGUCAAAAGUUCACCCACCUGCCAGAAGGCUGCAAGAUGGAGGUCACAGCCGGGGAAUGUUGUCCGCGUCCUAAAUGUGACUGGAUGGGCAAGUGUACGUACAAGAACAAGGCGUACGACCAGGACGAAGAGUGGGACGACGGCUGUGACUACCGCUGUAAGUGUGUGGACAGCACCAACAGCUUUGUGCAGUGCAGGAGCAAAUGUCCCACGUACACCAGUAUCCCGUCACAUUGUCAGCUGGUCAGUGUCCCCAACAAGUGUUGUAAGGAGCUCAGUUGCACAGGAGCUUCAGGGACAGGCGUGCAGGUCGUCCCGGCAGGAGGCAGCACAGGCAAUGGCGGGAACCCGUCAGGUGCAGGACAGUCCUCGGGGGUUAAGGAUAACUUUGUUCCUCCGGCGGUUGUCGUUCCCAAUGAGCCACCAUGUAAAGACAUCAGAGACGACUGUCCCAGUUUCACCAGAUAUGCGUGCUACGGCCAGUACACUUCCUGGGCCAAGACCAACUGUGCCAGAUUCUGCGGCUAUUGCCCGACCACUGGCGGGAACUCUAAGGGAGCUCCGUGUUGGUUCCCGUACAUUUACAACGGAGAGAACGUGACCACGUGCGUCCUGACGGGGAACAAUCAGCCCUGGUGUGCCACCACGGGGAGCUACGACAAGGACACCAAGUGGGGGAACUGCCAUUCAUCGAUGAUGGAUGCGUUCUGCAGUAACAAGGUCUCGAACUGUGGUCUGUACGGCAAGUCUGCGUGUCAGGGCGGCUUUGAGGAGUGGGGCAAGACAAACUGUGCCAGAUACUGCGGCUGGUGUGACGUGGUUCAGACGCCUAAGGUGAACACUCCGCAAGUGCGACCAGCCUUGGGAUAAGAACGGAACGAACGCUCUUCUUCUUUAUAAUGUGUUGCACAUCAGACAAUUAAAGUGAAACUAAUUAAUUACUAGUUCCAAGUUUGUAGAAAUAUGAGGGAUGAAUAAAGUCCAAACGGCCUAAGCUGAAAAACCAUUCCGGAAGACUAAGUAUAAUAGCGAGUUCAAUGUGUGUAGUGAUACGUAUACAUGAAUGCAGUAAAUAAAAUUAACAUUUUAUUUUCGUUUUUACCUGCGGCCCAA